Messenger RNA from Physcomitrium patens, 3358 nucleotides. RefSeq names its product phospholipase D alpha 1. Lineage: Eukaryota; Viridiplantae; Streptophyta; Bryopsida; Funariales; Funariaceae. Gene Ontology annotation, cellular component: plasma membrane. Gene Ontology annotation, biological process: phospholipid catabolic process; phosphatidylcholine metabolic process. The record is from RefSeq and is a predicted model, not a curated record. Gene Ontology annotation, molecular function: calcium ion binding; D-type glycerophospholipase activity.
GAUUGUGGAUUUUGGUUUUGAGUGGUGUGUUAGCUGUUUUUGUGGAGCGAAGUGGAGUUGCCUCUCAGCUUGAAUGAUUUGAGCGGGCGACCGGAGCGUAGCUUUGCGGAGGGCUUGUUGAAGUGCGGUUCUCAUUUGAGGAUUUUGGACUUUUUUGGCUGGUCAAGCGUAUUGAGUGUUCUGCUAGUCGUUUACAAGGUUUGGUUGGUUUUGCGCACUUGGGUGCUUGAAAGAUUCGAGGUUUUCAAGAAGUGCCUGGGGGAAGCUCGAUCCUGUUUGGUGCUCGUUGACUAUUCAGAUUGUGGGUGAUACUGUUUGUGACACUCGGGAGCUACGAGGGCCAAUCGGAAGAGUGAAAUUGUAUUGUGUGAUUAUUUGGUGUCUUUAUAGGUGGUCAACACAGGAGUUAGGGAGUUAGCGUGCUGUUGAGCGAUUGAAAAAAGUCACCAUGGCGAAUUACUUGCUACACGGGACUAUGCUUGUCACUAUCUAUGAUGGGAAAAAUCUCGAGACGGAAGAGCGCAAGUCGGGUAAAGCUCCAGGAUUCUUAAGAAAGCUCGUGGAGACCUCGGAAGAAGUACUGAAGAUGGGCAGAGGACCAAGCCAAUACUACGCCACCGUGGAUUUGGGGGAAACUAGAGUUGGGCGAACGCGUGUUCUGGCAGGAUCGAAAGAUCCUAAAGAUCCAGUUUGGAAUGAGAAAUUUCGUAUUUAUUGUGCACAUACGAUAUCACACGUUAUAGUCUCCAUCAAGGAUGCUGCAAUUGUGGGCACCACUGUCGUUGGUCGGGCUAAGGUUCCCGUGUUAGAUCUUCUCUCAGGCGAAGAGGUAGACAAGGAAUAUCAACUCGUCAACGAUCACACUGGUCCGCUCAAACGUUCGCGAAUCCGAUUUUCCUUACAAUUCUUUGAGGCAAGUCGAGAUCCAUACUGGGGGAAGGGUGUGUUGGACUCGCAGAACCCGGGAAUACCGUUCUGCUAUUUUCCUCAACAGAAAGGCUGUCACGUAACCCUGUACCAGGAUGCCCACAUGGCAGAGAAUUUCCUGCCUCCCAUAUACUUGAGCGGUGAUCAGGAGUAUCAAUCCCGACGGUGCUGGGAGGAUAUCUUUGAAGCAAUCAACAAUGCUCAAAAAUUAAUCUAUAUCACAGGCUGGUCAGUCUAUACGGAGAUUAGGCUAUGCCGAGAUCCACAGAGGCCAGUGCCAGGCGACGAGGGCUUCACUAUUGGAGAGCUUCUGAAGAAGAAGGCGGACCAGGGAGUUCGCGUGAACGUUAUGGUUUGGGACGAUCGGUCGUCGUUUUGGCUGCGGCAGCAGGGGGUUAUGUCCACCCAUGACGAAGCCACCGCGCAAUACUUCAAAGGCACGAAUGUAAAAUGUUUUCUUUGUCCGCGGGACGCCGAUAGCAACUUAACACUGAUGCAGAAAUCGCAAAUCGGGGGUCUUUUCACGCAUCACCAGAAAACCGUCAUUGUUGACGCUCCGCUACCAGGAGCCGAUGCCUUCUCCUCUGGACGGAGGCUUGUAAGCUUUGUGGGAGGACUGGACCUCUGUGACGGCCGCUAUGACAACCAGUUCCACUCUCUGUUCCGCACUCUUGAUACGGCUCACAGUCGGGAUUUCCAUCAAGUGUUUACUGGAGCCUCCGUGGAAUGUGGCGGACCUCGUGAGCCGUGGCACGACAUCCACUCUAAGUUGGAAGGUCCUGUUGCGUGGGAUGUUCUCAGCAAUUUUGAAGAGAGAUGGAAAAAACAGGCUGGGCGGCCGGGGGAUCUUUUGCCCAUCCGAGAUCUUGGUAUCUCUCGUGAUCCUGUUACCAGUGAGGAGGAUCAGGAGACCUGGAAUGUGCAGGUGUUUCGCUCAAUUGACGCAGGGGCUGCGGAAGGGUUUCCAGAUACUCCCGAGGAAGCUGCAAAUAAAGGUUUGGUGAGUGGGAAAAAUAUCUCAAUUGACCGCAGUAUUCACCAUGCGUACAUCAAUGCCAUUAGACGUGCGCGAAACUUCAUUUAUAUCGAGAAUCAGUACUUCUUGGGGAGCAGUUUUGGCUGGGAAGCGAAGAAGGAGGCCGGGGCAUUCAACCUUAUCCCCAUGGAGCUUGUCCGCAAGAUCGUGAGCAAAAUCGAAGCUGGGGAGCGCUUCGCCGUGUAUGUUGUGAUACCGAUGUAUCCUGAAGGCGCCCCGGAGAGCCAAUCCGUGCAAGCAAUCUUGGACUGGCAGAGGAGGACCUUUCAAAUGAUGUAUAAAGAAAUCGCGGUUGCCUUGAAUGCGCGAGGGAUCAGGGACCAGCACCCCAGAGAAUACUUCUCUGUGUUUUGUUUAGGAAACAGGGAGUUGCGGCGAGCGGAUGAGUAUGUGCCGACCAAAGGCGCCCCCCCUGAAGACAACUAUUAUAGAUCCGCCCAGGAGCACCGCCGCUUCAUGAUUUAUGUGCACUCAAAAAUGAUGAUAGUGGAUGACGAGUACAUAAUAGUGGGGUCAGCCAACAUCAACGAGAGAUCCUUGAACGGUGCACGCGACUCCGAAAUUGCCAUGGGAGCUUAUCAGCCUCACCAACUUGCUACGCAUAGGCCUGCAACGGGUCAGAUCCAUGGGUUCCGAAUGGCGUUGUGGUACGAGCACUUGGGCAUGCUGGACAACAAAUUUUUGCAGCCAUGGAGCGUAGAGUGCAUUCGCCACGUGAAUGAGAGAUCGGAUGAUCUCUGGAAUUUGUUCGCACAAGAAGAGGUGGUCGAUCUUCCUGGACAUUUGAUGUCUUACCCUUACGAUGUGGGAAGCGACGGUUCCUUGUCGUACAAACCAGGCUGUGAGUUCAUCCCGGACACCAAUGCCAAGGUGCUUGGAGGCACCUCCUACGCUCUCCCUGACAUUUUGACCACGUAGAAGGAUUUUCUGUGCAGAUUUGUUCAGUUCUGCGAGGAUCAUACUCGCUGAUGCACGAGAUUGAAUCUAUUAACUGGGGCGGAUUGUUUGUUUUUGAAAGUGGGUGCAACAAUCUCUUUCUCACAUUGCCAACUCGUGAAAGGAGUAGGCUUGCUCAGUGGUAUAACUACAGAAGCGGCAGUAUAGGAAGGAAAAGGGUCCUCAACAUCAGACUCAACUCUUUGGUUAUUUGGAAAGUCAAUUUUUUACAGUUUGUGCUUCCUUUUAAUAAUUGAAUACUUUCAAUCAUGUGCUUCAUUCAUAGUAAUAUGAUUGAAAGUAAUGAUUUUGGACGACUCCUAUCAUGUCCUUUUUUAAGUAGCUUCUAUUUAUAAGAAGAGAAGUAGGACAUCUUUACUCAUUUUCAUGUUUUUUUAGACAAUGUUAUGAGUUUAUUUUUGUGUUUAAAAGUGGCAUUUAUGGCAUCCUUGAUUUUUC